AUGUGGGAGCACUGGGACUCAUGGACUGAGGACAAGGGGUUUAUGGACCCCUCCAUGAAUUCAUUCAAUCACUUUGGUAUGGGAUCUAUCGGCCGAUGGAUCUACCAAUACGUGGCCGGUAUUGACACCGACGACCAAAUGGUGGGCUUUAAACGCAUCAAAAUACAGCCCAACCCCGGAAAUGGUGUCUCGUUUGUGAAGUCCUCUUAUAAGUCAAUCAAUGGGUUCAUUGAGAACUCGUGGCAAACAAUAGGCAAUCAAUUCGUGUUAAAUACAACAAUUCCCGUCAAUACUAUGGCUUCUGUUGACCUAACCUUUGCUAAGAGUGGGAAAGUGCAUGAAGUAGGCUCCGGGACCUAUACUUUCAAAGUCAUCAUGGAUUAA
Oppiella nova is the source of this 384-nucleotide messenger RNA. The record is from the annotation of a GenBank genome assembly. NCBI's taxonomy places the organism in Eukaryota, Metazoa, Arthropoda, Arachnida, Sarcoptiformes, Oppiidae.